Molecule: messenger RNA, 5105 nt
Organism: Betta splendens (Siamese fighting fish)
Lineage: Eukaryota; Metazoa; Chordata; Actinopteri; Anabantiformes; Osphronemidae
Gene: pik3c2g
Product: phosphatidylinositol-4-phosphate 3-kinase catalytic subunit type 2 gamma
Exons: 33
Coding region: 201-4124 (1307 amino acids)
Biological process (GO): phosphatidylinositol-3-phosphate biosynthetic process; cell migration; phosphatidylinositol-mediated signaling
Cellular component (GO): phosphatidylinositol 3-kinase complex; cytoplasm; plasma membrane
Molecular function (GO): 1-phosphatidylinositol-4-phosphate 3-kinase activity; 1-phosphatidylinositol-3-kinase activity; phosphatidylinositol binding
Source: RefSeq, a predicted model, not a curated record
CAGGAGGUGGGCGGCACCGUAGAAGCCUCUGGACCUGGUGCUGCUUAGGAGGUUGCAGGGCUGGAGCUGGAAGAACCGGGUCAGUGGACAACAUAAUGGAGGCCAGAAACCAGUGGAUGCCCCUUCAGUCUGAAGAGAGCGAGAGUUGCGUGCGGUGCCGUGAGAUGAGGUGAGGACUCGGACUGGACCCCUGUCAGGCCAUGGAUCCCUUGGACGGGUUCGGUGGAGGCGACCUGCCCAUGCCUCUGAGAGACGAGCUGCAGGCCUGGAGGCUGUACGAAGAGGUGGGGCCGGUUCCCGACGGCGACGCAGCGCGUGAGCGCGACGGCAGCUUCUCUGCGCUCAGGUUCACGCUUCCCGGCGACGCCUCUCCACCUGCGAACGCCGGCGCCGCCGCGGGAAUAAACCUGCGUGACCCGUGGACCAUCGCGCUGACGGACGCCCCGGAGGGCAGCACCGGACGCAUGGCCGCCCUGAGCCGCGCCACCAGCAGGCUGCUGGAGCGGUACCAGCACACGGAGCGCGCGCACAACUCCGGCGUGGUGUGGGGCCGACUGCUGCGCGUGGACCCGGCGCUGCUGCAGGGGGUGGAGGUGACGCUCCACGUGGCCCCGAAGGCGGACGAGAACCACGUCCCGUUCCUCACCGCCGUCGAUAGGACGGUGAGGAGUGUGAUUGGUGACAUCUUACACCUGCUGGACUCUGAUCCCAGCACGAGCGAGGAUUACGUUCUGAAGCUCUGCGACGCCGACGAGUUUCUCCGAAACGAAGAGCUGCUGGGUUUGCACGAGACCAUCCAGACCUACCACAAGCUGAAGCUGAACCUGCGCCUCCGACUGCUCCACGUGAACAACGUCGCGCGCUCCUUGGCCCGAGACGGACAGGAUGACGAGAGCCCGUGUCAUCUGUUCCAGCUGCUGCACUAUGACUGCGUCUUCGACGUCAGCAGGUUGAGCCUGAAUAAUGUGCUCAACGACUACAACAGGGAGGCCACGGAGAUAAUGAAGACUGGGUGUUUGACAAACAUCAGCCUGCUCUUCAAGCACGUGCGCGCCCUCAGCAGCCUCCUGGCCGGGAUCUCCUUCCAGGAGGUGGAGGAGGCCCUCGGCUGGCUGAACAGAAUCAGUCCUCUGCCUCAGAGCCGGGAGCAGAUGUUCGAGUGCCAGAGUGCGGUGAUGAUGCUCCACGGGGCGCUGCUGAAGCUGCUGCAGACCCUGUUCGACAACUUCCUGACGGACUUCAGGGCUCAGGAGACGACGCGCAGCCUCCAAACGCGCCCGGCUCAUCACAACAGCGACAUCUUACAGUUCACCUUUUCCGCCCUCUACAAGCUGCCGGCCUCCUGGAUCAACACGUACGAGUCGUUCUCUCUGUCCUGUGACCUGAUGUACGGAGGAGCCAAUAUCUGCUCCACGGGCCACUCGGAAAACAUCAGCACCGGCCUGACGUUCGGACACAAGAUCCAGUUCAGCCGCAUGAUGGUGUUUCCCAUUACAGUUAGUGAUCUGCCCUAUGAGACCAUGUUGACCAUUCACCUCAAAGGAUCAAAGAAAGGAAAAGGCCCGGAGCUGCUGGGCUGGGCCGUCCUGCCCGUCUACAGCAACAUGACUCUGGCUGCAGGAACCUUCCUGCUCAGCCUGUCUUCGCUGCCUGCAGCCCCUCAGCCUCCGUCCCCGGCCCUCUACGACGGCCACACGCUGCCCACCGGCGUCAUCCUGCAGCUCGAAUUUCCCCACGAGUGCAAGUGGACUUUCCAGAGGCCCAUCGCUCUUCCUGGUUCUUCCGCGCCCUGUGAGCCGUGUGAGGAGCUGCAGAAGAAAAUGCUGGAGAUCUCAAAGAAGAGCUGCCUCUGCUUUCUAAACGACACGGACAAGGCCUUCCUGUGGGAAAAGCGUCACAACAGUGACAAAGGCUGCGCCUUCCUCCACCUGCUCCUGGGUUCCGCUCCACACUGGCGCCCGGAAAUGCUGACGGAGAUCUAUUCACUGGUGGAGAACUGGCCCAUCCACCUGCCGGAGGAAGCCCUGUUCCUGCUCAGCGAAAGUUUCCAUGAUGUGACCGUGCGAAGGGCUGCAGUUGACUACUUCAACCAGAUUCCAGAUGGGGAGUUGGAGAUGUUCCUGCCACAGCUGGUCCAGGCUUUGAAGAGUGAGUGGGAGUUGGACGGACCCCUGGUGAUGCUGCUGUUGGAGAGGUCGCUGAGGAACAUUCGGAUCGCCCAGCAGCUCUUCUGGCUGCUGGAGGACGCCACCAAUGACCCCUACUGCCGCAGCUGGUACCGUAAGGUCCGAGCCGCCCUGUGGCACUGCUGUGGCCGGGCCCUGAGGCAGGAGCUGGAGCACGAGGCCCGUCUGGCGGCCGUGCUCAUGAAGGUGGCUGACAAGGUCCGCGGCGCUGAGAAGUCUCACCGUAAGAGUGUGUUGAACACAGAAAAGUGGAAGAUUGACAAGUUCUUCACUAAUGACGUCAGCUGUUCUCUGCCGCUGGAUCUUGCUGUACGCGUGACAGCAGUGGAUGUGGAGGCCUGUAGGUUCUACAACUCUAAUGCAGCUCCUCUGGGGAUCUCAUUCAUCUGCGCUGACCCUCUGGCCAGUAACGUCGGUAUCAUCUGCAAGACAGGAGACAACCUGCGCCAGGACAUGCUGGUCCUUCAGGUGGUCCGCGUGAUGGACUGGCUGUGGCUCCAGGCGGGAGUGGACCUGCAGAUGAUCACCUACAGGUGUCUGUCCACUGGCGAGGCUCAGGGCCUGGUGGAGGUGGUGCCGGAGGCAGUGACCCUGGGGAAGAUCCAGCAGGAGUGGGGUCUCCGAGGGGCGCUUCGCGAGGACACGCUGGCCAAGUGGUUCCACAUGGUGAACAGGACCAAGGACGACUACGAAAAGGCUGAGACCAACUUCAUCAGAUCAUGUGCAGGCUGGUGCGUGGCCACGUUCAUCCUGGGAAUCUGUGACCGGCACAACGACAACAUCAUGCUGAAGCCCAGCGGCCACAUGUUCCACAUUGACUUUGGCAAAAUUAUGGGCAACGCACAGAAGUUUGGAAGCUUCAAAAGGGACCGGUCUCCGUUCAUCUUCACCUCUGAGAUGCAGCACUUCAUCACGGGCGGCGGCCAGAAGCCUCAGCUGCUGCAUCGCUUCGUGGAGCUGUGCUGCGAGGCCUACAACAUCAUCAGGCAGCGCUCUGCGCUCAUACUCGGUCUGCUGGAGCUGAUGCUGCGUGCCGGGAUGCCAGAGCUGAAGAACGUUAAUGACCUGCAGUACGUCCAGAGAAACCUCCGACCUCACGACUCGGAGCUGGAGGCCACGUCCUACUUCACGAAGAAGAUUAAGGAGAGCAUGGACUGCCUCGCCGUCAAGUUCAACUUCUUGACGCACAACAUGGCUCAAGGGAAGAAGCAGGAGCCUCUGGCGCUGGACGGCGUCCCCGCCCCCAGCACCAACAUCCAGGGCGCCGUCAUCGAGGGACACGACGGCAAAGGGAAAGACACGCUCUACAAUCUGAAGGUGGCCAUCGACGACGGUUUCCUCACCACACAUCUGACGUUUGACCAGUUUGAACAGAUCCACAAGCAGCUGCAGAAAUCCUUCAUUGAGUCCACGCUGCCUCAGUUUCCCGGCAGGUAUCAGCUGUCCUUCAGCCCCUCCAGUAGACAGUCUCAUCUGAACAAGUACCUCAAGCAGCUGUUUGAGGGACCCUGCAAGGGAAAUGAGUUUGUGUGCAGCCUGUUCCUGGAUGGCCCUGGCUCCGCCCAGCAUCGUCUCACAAGCGUCCGUCCUCAGAUCCAGUUGUACAUCACGUAUUCUGACUCUAAGCUGUCAGUGCUGGUGAAGCACCUGAAGAACAUUAGGCACUUGAACGGCUCCAACCCUGACGCUUACGUGGUCAUGCGCCUGAGACCAGAACCCAAGAGAUGGUCAAAGAAGAAGACAAAAGUGGUUCGCAAUAACGACAACCCCACCUUCAAUGAGCUGCUGGAGUUCCCGUGGGUCCCACUGCUGUAUGGGAUGGUGCUGGUUGUGCAGGUGAAGAGCAGGAAGACGGCCCUGGGUGAAACCUACAUCCGACUGGAAGAGGCGCUGCUCGACCAGGAGCGAUGGUUUCCCCUCGGGUCGUGUUCAGUCUGAGCUCAGAGCUGCGCCGUGCGCCCGCUGCCAGCAGGGGGCGCAGCCCCAUCGAGGAGAGGAACACGAACCCAGACACCUUUCAGACUGUUCAACAAUUCACCAAAAAUAAGACAUUAUCCACUGUCGUUUAUAUUUAUUUAGCAGGUGCAGCUAACUCCACCCCAACGAUAAGGGAGGUUUGGAUGAUGUUACAAAGAGAAGUUGUUUACUCUGAUGCGUCAUUAACCUCAUCUCUUUAUAUAUUUAUGAAUGCUAAUCAAAUGAAGGAUUUUUUACUGCAUAUUUUUUAAGAUUUAACAGCCUUGGUGAUUGAUGACGAAAGGAAACUAACACUUGUGACAUACUUGCACUUCGAUUUGCACUUACUGCACACUUUGUUGAUGGGCUGUGAAGGAGGUGGCGCUGUAGGAGUGGGGUGAGGUUGUGAGGAGGAUGACAGCUCUGUGUCUCCUGCCUGAGGGGGGGGGGGCCCUCUCCUCGCUCCUUCCUGUGUCUUGUCCAUCAGUGGCAUUAAAAGCGUGAGCAUUGGAAGCGGCAGAUGCCUCCAACGCGUCUGCUCCUUCUCCCAGGCUGGUCUUCACGUCCCCUCCUCCCAACAGGCCUGCUGACCCACACUCUCCUCCUCCAUUCUCAGGAUUUAGUGAUGGUGGAUCGAAAUAGACUCCCCAGCACUGGAUUUGUUUCAAUAAUGUAUGCCUCUGUCACUGCUAUUUAUAAUAUUUUUGCUAGAUGCUUCUCAGGGCUGUAGACUUGGAAGCAGACGCGCUCCGUGGAUGCGCCGCCGUCGCAGUUUGAGCCGCGUGUGUCUUUAAGCAUGUGAUUAAAGCAGCGGUGAGGUCUGUGUGAACCUGCCGCGAUAAGAAUCCAACGUGUCACUUUGGGGAUUCGACUUCCGUGAGUGACUUUCUGUAAGCGCCGCUCCCUGCAAACAGCAGCAGGCAGCAGCUAUUUUCUGACAAUAAAAGCGAACUGUACGCCUGA